Messenger RNA from Vicugna pacos (alpaca), 3932 nucleotides. NCBI's taxonomy places the organism in Eukaryota, Metazoa, Chordata, Mammalia, Artiodactyla, Camelidae. The record is from RefSeq and is a predicted model, not a curated record.
CACCCCCCGCCUGCAACCCCCGCUUCACCGUGGAUGAGGUGCCCACCCCACAGCCUGCCACUGUCCAGGCCCAGCUUCUGGGCGCACCCCUGCUGUUGGCCGGGCUUGUGGGCAUGGACGAUGAUGAGGAGGAGGAGGAGGGGGUCCAGGAGGAGGAGGUGACAGUUGCGUCAUUGAGCGCUGCCUGGCCAGGCACCAAGAGACCAGGGCCACCCUCGCAUCAGGGCGCCCUGCCCCUGCUGCCUGUUCCCCGCUGGCGCCGGCGCCGGGCAUCCUCCCACCUGCUGCCCGCUGAUGUGGUGUACGACCACGCCCUCUGGGGCCUACACGGUUACUACCGGCGCCUCAGCCAGCAGCGGCCCUCAGGCCAACACCCCGUCCCUGGGAGCCGAAGAGCCUCGGGUUCCACAGCUGGUCCCGGGAUGCCUGCCCGCAUGCGCCCACUGUCCCGCAGGCGCCAGGUAGCCCUGCGCCGCAAGUCAGCCGGACCCCAGACCUGGAGUGCCCUGCUUGUGAAAGCCAUCACAAAGUCGGGCCUCCAGCACCUGGCACCGCCUCCUCCUGCUCCUGGGGCCCUGUGCAGUGAGCCUGAGCGGCAGAUCCGGAGCACUGUGGACUGGAGCGAGUCGGCGACGUAUGGGGAGCAUAUAUGGUUUGAGACCAACGUGUCGGGGGACUUCUGCUAUGUUGGAGAGCAAUACUGUGUUGCUAAGAUGCUGCAGAAAUCAGUGUCCCGGAGAAAGUGUGCCGCCUGCAAGAUUGUGGUGCACACCCCCUGCAUUGAACAGCUGGAGAAGAUAAAUUUCCGCUGUAAGCCAUCCUUCCGUGAAUCAGGCUCCAGGAAUAUCCGUGAGCCAACCUUUGUGCGGCACCACUGGGUACACAGGCGACGCCAGGAUGGCAAGUGUCGGCACUGUGGGAAGGGCUUCCAGCAGAAGUUCACCUUCCACAGCAAGGAGAUUGUGGCCAUCAGCUGCUCCUGGUGCAAGCAAGCAUACCACAGCAAGGUGUCCUGCUUCAUGCUGCAGCAGAUUGAGGAGCCAUGCUCCCUGGGGGUCCAUGCUGCCGUGGUCAUCCCACCCACCUGGAUCCUCCGAGCCCGCAGGCCCCAGAAUACCCUCAAAGCAAGCAAGAAGAAAAAGAGGGCAUCCUUCAAGAGGAAAUCUAGCAAGAAAGGGCCUGAGGAGGGCCGCUGGAGACCCUUCAUCAUCAGGCCCACCCCAUCCCCCCUUAUGAAGCCCCUGCUGGUGUUUGUGAACCCCAAGAGUGGGGGCAACCAGGGCGCCAAGAUCAUCCAGUCCUUCCUCUGGUAUCUCAAUCCCCGGCAAGUCUUUGACCUGAGCCAGGGAGGACCCAAGGAGGCGCUGGAGAUGUACCGCCGAGUGCACAACCUGCGGAUCCUGGCAUGCGGAGGGGAUGGCACGGUCGGCUGGAUCCUCUCCACCCUUGACCAGCUGCGCCUAAAACCACCACCACCUGUCGCCAUCCUGCCUCUGGGCACUGGCAACGACUUGGCCCGCACCCUCAACUGGGGCGGGGGCUACACAGAUGAGCCUGUGUCCAAGAUCCUGUCUCAUGUGGAGGAGGGCAACGUGGUACAGCUGGACCGCUGGGACCUCCGUGCUGAGCCCAACCCUGAGGCGGGGCCUGAGGAGCGAGAUGAGGGCGCCACCGACCGGCUGCCUCUGGAUGUCUUCAACAACUACUUCAGCCUGGGCUUUGAUGCCCACGUCACCCUGGAGUUUCACGAGUCUCGAGAGGCCAACCCAGAGAAAUUCAACAGCCGCUUUCGGAACAAGAUGUUCUAUGCCGGGACAGCCUUCUCUGACUUCCUAAUGGGCAGCUCCAAGGACUUGGCCAAGCACAUCCGCGUGGUGUGUGAUGGGACAGACCUGACCCCCAAAAUUCAGGACCUGAAACCCCAGUGCAUUGUUUUCCUGAACAUCCCCAGGUACUGUGCAGGCACCAUGCCCUGGGGCCACCCUGGGGAGCACCAUGACUUUGAGCCCCAACGGCACGAUGAUGGCUACCUCGAGGUCAUUGGCUUUACCAUGACGUCCCUGGCAGCACUGCAGGUGGGCGGGCACGGUGAGCGGCUGACACAGUGCCGAGAGGUGCUGCUCACCACAUCCAAGGCCAUCCCAGUCCAGGUGGAUGGUGAACCCUGCAAGCUCGCAGCCUCACGCAUUCGUAUUGCCCUACGCAACCAGGCCACUAUGGUGCAGAAGGCAAAGCGGCGGAGUGCCACCCCCCUGCACAGCGACCAGCAGCCGGUGCCGGAGCAGCUGCAGAUCCAGGUGAGCAGGGUCAGCAUGCACGACUACGAGGCCCUGCACUACGACAAGGAGCAGCUCAAAGAGGCCUCUGUGCCACUGGGCACUGUGGUGGUCCCAGGAGAUAGUGACCUGGAGCUGUGCCGCGCCCACAUCGAGAGACUCCGGCAGGAGCCCGAAGGUGCUGGAGCCAAGUCCCUGACGUGCCAGAAACUGUCCCCCAAGUGGUGCUUCCUGGAUGCUACCACUGCCAGCCGCUUCUAUAGAAUCGACCGGGCCCAGGAACACCUCAACUAUGUGACUGAGAUUGCACAGGACGAGAUUUAUAUCCUGGACCCUGAGCUGCUGGGGGCAUCUGCCCGGCCUGACCUCCCAACCCCUACUUCCCCUCUCCCCACCUCGCCCUGCUCGCCCACGCCCCGGUCACUGCCAGGGGAUGCUGCGCCCCCUAAAGGUGAAGAGCUGAUUGAGGCCGCCAGGAGGAACGAUUUCUGUAAGCUCCAGGAGCUGCACCGAGCUGGGGGUGACCUCAUGCACCGUGACGAGCGGGACCGCACACUCUUGCACCACGCGGUCAGCACUGGCAGCAAGGAAGUGGUCCGCUACCUGCUGGACCACGCCCCCACAGAGAUCCUUGAUGCUGUGGAGGAAAAGACCCUGAGUUUCCUGCCCUUUCUGAUGGCCCUCGGGAGACAAGAGGGCCCAGAAAACUGGAUGGAGUCCACAGCCAGCCCCUGUUCCCCCAGUGGGGAGACUUGUCUGCACCAGGCGGCAGCCCUGGGCCAGCGCACCAUCUGCCACUACAUUGUGGAGGCCGGGGCCUCGCUCAUGAAGACAGACCAGCAGGGCGACACUCCCCGGCAGCGGGCUGAGAAGGCUCAGGACACCGAACUGGCUGCGUAUCUGGAGAACCGGCAGCACUACCAGAUGAUCCAGAGGGAGGACCAGGAAACGGCUGUGUAGCUGUGAGGCCAACACCGGAGCAGCAGGAAGGAUGAGCCGGCCAGAGGAUGAGGCCAGAGGAUGAGUCCCUCCUCGCGCACCUCACUGCCACAUUCCAGUCGGACAGCCACAGGGACGGGCAGAGGGGCCCCAGGCCCCAGGAAAGGAGCCCUAUGCUGCCCCCUGAGAAGCUGCCCAGACCUAGGGCUGGACUCUGAGGAGCUGGGGAGUCUCACCUGUCCCCCUGAGGCCCCAGCCGAACCCAGAGGCCCACAGGGGAACAGGAAACUGGACUGGGCUGGGCAGGCCUUUGCAGGGCUGGGGCUUGGCCACUUCAGAGCGGCCCUGAUCUUCACUGCAGCGGGUGUCCUGGAGCUUAGGAGCUGCAGCCAGGAGGACAGAGGGCUUGAGGACCUAUCAGGGAGCCUUCAGGAAGAGGCUUCCUAAGCCUCCUGGUCCUUCAGGACCCCCACUCUGAGGCUCCUGGGAGCUUGGGCCCCCUCUCCUGCCCUGACCCCACCCUCCCCAGGGCUUCCUCCUGGAAACAUGGAGCCUGCUGCGUUUGCCUGCCCGCUGCCCUGCUUAGCACCUACCACGUGACCUCCUCCUGUACCCAAGUCAUUUCACCUCGACUGUGUGGCCUGGGGGUUGGGAUGGGGCUCUCACAGAGACAUGUUUACAGCUGGGUGUGACUCAGUAAAGUGAUUUUUUUUCCUU